This is a messenger RNA of Dentiscutata heterogama, 793 nucleotides long. The record is from the annotation of a GenBank genome assembly. Lineage: Eukaryota; Fungi; Glomeromycota; Glomeromycetes; Diversisporales; Gigasporaceae.
CAUGUAGAAAUUCUUCAUUCCGACGAAAAUGUUAUUAAUGCUUUUAAGCAUUUGGAAGAAAACAUUAGAUCUAAAUCAAAUGAUCCUAAAUUGUAUCCAGAGCUUAAUUGGGAUGCGACUGUUAGGAAAUCUAAUGAACUUUGCGAAGAUGAAAAGAAAUUUUCCCAUGAUAGAAAAACUCAUAUUCGUGAAGCUUUCGCAAAAUAUGUUGGUGUUGAAGUUGAUGAGAUUCACCUUGAUGACAUUCCUACAAUUGCAUUUACGGGUAGCGGUGGUGGAAUUAGAUCUAUGAUUUGUGUUACUGCAUAUCUUCGUGCUAUUCAGGAAAGUGGACUUUAUGAUUGUGGCAUAUAUGUUUCAGGUGUUAGUGGAAGUGCCUGGACUGAUGCUCCAAAAGUUUUUAAGGCACUUGCUAAUAAUACUGCACCACAGGAAGCUGUUGAAUUAGCUUUUGGAAGUUUAGUUCAGAAAAAAGACUCUGGAAUUCAUUUGUCACUUAUAGAUAUUUAUGGUGCAUUGUUAGCUGCAAAGUUGUUAAUAGGGCCCGAUUCUACCAUUCAAUCCUCAGACUUUAAACUGAGUUCACAAAAGAAAUAUGUAGAAGGUGGAAAAAGCAUGUUACCAUUAUAUGCAGCUAUUUAUGAUAAUCGUCCAUGGAAAGAUUACCUUGAGCCAGAAUAUGCAGCUUUAAUUCCUGAUUAUGAACAAGUCUUAGAAAAGCAUAAAAUGAAAAAUGGAUAUUUUCAAUGGUAUGAAUUCACACCUUUUGAAGUUGGUUGUGAAGAAUUUCCUG